GAGCAUUUUCAAGAACUCGUUUGAAGGCUCCCUUAGUGCCCUUGUAAAUCUCACUCGCCUCCAACACCUGAAUGUGGCUGGCAACAACAUAGGACCAGACAUACCAUCCACUGUAUCCCGCCUUUCCCUGCUCUCUUACAUCGAUCUUGCGUACAAUCGUCUGAGUGGCCCCAUCGACCCCCUAACGGCCCUCACUGCCCUGCAAGACCUGGCGUUUCAUCACAAUGCUCUCUCGGGCUCUUUUCCCGUGUCCAUCUCACGCCUGUCUCGCCUCACUUCUCUUCAAAUCGGCAACACUAACUUCACAGGCACCCUUCCCGCAUCCCUGGGCCAACUCACGAGUCUCCGCAGCUUGCUCUUGGAUGACACAACAAUGGGGGGUUCGCUGCCAGCAGCCCUGGGUAACCUCACACGCCUUACUGAGAU
Molecule: messenger RNA, 426 nt
Organism: Closterium sp. Yama58-4
Lineage: Eukaryota; Viridiplantae; Streptophyta; Zygnematophyceae; Desmidiales; Closteriaceae
Source: the annotation of a GenBank genome assembly